AUGACAUCGUCUACUAUUAGUAAGGAUACUACCACAGAUAACAACCACACUUUUCAAGACACUAUUCCACAUUCGAUGAUAUCUUGCGAAAAUAAUAAUAUUAAUAGUAAUAAAUCAAGUGCAGGAAAUUAUCAAGUGGCAACACCAAAAUCGCCUCAUGAUUUAAUUACACUGUCAUCGACUGAUGAUCACGAUGAUCUCAUGACAGAUUGUUUUAGAUCUGAUUAUAUUCCUUUGGAUACUAGAGAAGGAAGAAGAGACUCUUUGAUGACAAGAGAUAGUGAAGAUAUUGAAAGAUUAAAAUAUAAUUCCAUUAAGAGUGAAUUACUAGAUAUAGUAAAUUUACAUUGUCUUUUAUCACAUAAAGAAAUGGAUAAUAUUAAGGAUGAAAUUAAUAAAAUUAAUGCUCAAAUGGAUUUAAUAAAACAUUUACACAAUGAUAAAUCACUAUUUGAGAAAAUUGAUAAAUAUAAACAAGAAAAGAUUGAAAUAAAUAAAAAAAUAUUACAUGCAAGAAGUCUACAAGAAAAAUGGCAAGAUCAUGUAUUCCCAUCAAGAUCUUUACAAUUCAAUAUGAGUGGUUCUAUACAUAUACCUAAACAUCAUUAUCAAACAAGAAGUAAAAGUCAUGGAAAUCUUUUAGAUACCGAAUUAUUUGAACCUGAAGAUGAUUCUAUAUUAAAUGAAAGAUCAAGUAAACGUCAAAAGAUAACAGAUAUACAAGAUUCAAAUAAGAGUGUCCCAAAAAGUGGUAAAAAGACUACUAAGAAAAAUGGAUUCGAAAUAUAUAAAUUCACUCCUAAUCAAAUGAAUACUCAUCAUAGAAGAGUAUAUUCAACUUCGUGUUUAUCAAAUAAUAGUGGGAUAAUUGGUCAAACAGAAGCAAAUGAACCAAUAUUUAGAAGAUACGACGGUAUACUAGUAAUUAUAACUUGCAGUUUUUGCAAUCGUGCCAAUUUUACUUCUGCACAAGGUAUUGUUAACCAUACUCGUUUAAAACAUCAUAAAACAUAUUCAAGCCAACCUUUAACUGUUCUUUUCAAUCAGAAAUUAUUACCAGAUGAUAAACAGGAUUCUGAAAUUUUAACCAAAUUUAAAAAACUGAAUCUUGAUCCAAAUAAAGAUUAUUUACCAUAUAAUAUUGCAAUACCCACAAUGGAUACAGCGCCUAAAAUGGGUUCAUCUAAAAUCGCUCAUCUAACUGAUCAUCUAAGUAUAGAAAAGGGGAAAAAAAUAGAAAAGAAACAAGUUCAAAUUGAACCACCUAAAAAAAUGGAAGUAACUCACCUUAAAACAUUAUACAAACAAAAUGAUCUCGAUGAACUAGUUAAUAUGGUUGAUGAAUCAAGAAAAGAUCUUCAAGUAAUUUUGGAUCAACCUAGCGACGCUGAUGAAGAAUCAGAAGAAGAGGAAAAAAUUGUCCAAGAUGAUCCUUCAAAGGAUGAAGAUUACGUUAGCGAUGGAAUUCCAAAAAAUGAUUCUGACGGAUCAGAUUAUGAUAAUAAUAGUGACAUGGAAGGUGAGAACAAAGAAUCAUCAUUUUCACCUGCAUCAUCGCCUAUUGCAUCAGACCUGGAAUCAACCACACCAGCUCAUUUACUAGAAAAUAAAUCACCACCACGGUCAACUAGAGUAAGAAACUUAAGAAAAGUAAAUAUGGUAGAACAGCCAAUUGAUGAUAUGCAUAACAGAUUACGUAGUAAAGUUACAAGAGACUCAAUAGUCGAGGAUAAUGAUAUAACCAGAAGACUAAGAAAUGCUGACGCUAGCCAUGUAAAUAAAUUUGAGCAAAAUGAUAUUCCUCCUCUGGGGGAUGAAAGAAGCUCCGGACAUUAUAAUUUAAGGUUGAGAUCAAAUCUUCGUCAGACCAGUAGAUAA
Messenger RNA from Maudiozyma saulgeensis, 1878 nucleotides. The record is from the annotation of a GenBank genome assembly. NCBI's taxonomy places the organism in Eukaryota, Fungi, Ascomycota, Saccharomycetes, Saccharomycetales, Saccharomycetaceae.